Messenger RNA from Necator americanus (New World hookworm), 309 nucleotides. RefSeq lists its product as uncharacterized. The record is from RefSeq and is a predicted model, not a curated record. The transcript is spliced from 2 exons. Lineage: Eukaryota; Metazoa; Nematoda; Chromadorea; Rhabditida; Ancylostomatidae. Bases 1 to 309 code for a protein of 102 amino acids.
AUGGUCUACGUCUACGCCCUGAUGAAUGCAAGCAGAUGUGGAUCUCUUCGAGAACUUGAACGGGAAUCAGGAUGCUCCUUUGUACGACUGGUGGAUCGCAGAGGACGUAAACUCUGGAUCCUAAAAGGCAAUGCACCUACGAAAACUGCUGAGGAUAAUAAUAAGGGUGCCAUCUGUGUUGAAAUCAACGCGCUGAUGUCUAAAAUCCACAGCGAGCAGGUGGUCAUUGUCGGAAUCGACGCAAAUGCGAAGAUGGGACUUGAACGACAGUCAAAUGUGCUGGGAAAAUGCGGAGCACAGAUGAGAUAA